UCUAGUCUCUGGUAGCAGUAGGUAAUGUUUGAUCUGUCAAAAAAUGUCUUUUUGACGUGAUUUGCCGAUAAAAUUAUUUGGAUAGUUCAUUUUUAUAAACAUGGGAGGUUCUCAAAGCACUCGAAAAGUUACUGUUGAUAAUGAAAAUGCUAUCCAAGUGUCUCAGGAAGCUUUAGACCGGAUACAAUCUCAGCUCACGGCAAAACAAGCUGAAUCAAGACCCCCACCUGUACAAUCUUACACACCGCCUGCGUAUGAGUACCGACGUCAGCACGAAUACGCUGCUGAGGAGGCCUACUGGGCACACCGCAUUGAAAACCUAAAGAGGGCACAUGAAAAAAUAAACAGCGGAAUGCAUUUGGAAUAUCAAAAGACAAUGAAGGAAGCUACUGAAUUAUUUAAUAUGGUUGAAGGAGACAAAGUAGCCUCUAAACUGCCACCCUGCCAAGAGGAGAAGGCUAAGGUUCUCCAGUGCUACAGUACAAAUCCAAACAAAUCACUUCUGUGUUCAGUGUUAGUGAAUGAAUUCAAUGACUGUGUGUGCAAGAGCAGAGUUGCAGCCGUGACGGCCACAUCUUAACAGCCAUACUUAUGUAAAUAAUCAUUAUAGUAAAUGUUUCUGUCGACACCAAGCAAUACAGACCUCAAAGGUUGCAUUCGGCCGUGGAGUAGUUUUAAUAUUAAUGCUGUAUCAAUAAACUGUUAUUAAUUUA
Messenger RNA from Spodoptera litura, 713 nucleotides. RefSeq lists its product as uncharacterized. Gene Ontology annotation, biological process: inner mitochondrial membrane organization. The record is from RefSeq and is a predicted model, not a curated record. NCBI's taxonomy places the organism in Eukaryota, Metazoa, Arthropoda, Insecta, Lepidoptera, Noctuidae. Gene Ontology annotation, cellular component: MICOS complex.